CCCUGAUGGGUUUUUUUCCAGAGGUUCCUCCGUUAAUCCUGUAUGUAAAUCGCAGCCAAUAGAUGCUGUUGUUGAGUUGGGCUGGGAUUAGCAGGAGGCGAAUGAGUUUCAAUUUUACUGGAUUACAGAACAAAGAAAAGGGAAAGGGACACCCUGCUCUGUUAAGGGAAAAAGAGAAAUAAACUGAGAAAAAAUACACAAAUAAUAGACAAUAAAACGUGCGAUCGAAGUCAGCAGUGUCAUGUUCCGGAUUACGAUGUUUUAGCGGACGGUACAGCUACAUUGUGGAUGGGAAUUGUGAGCGUUUCUGAUGGAUUAAAACGGGGGAAUAAACCUAUUCCGGGAUUGACCGCAGCAACAAGGCUAUUUAAUCGCUAAUUAAGAGGCAUGGCUCAGAUGAGGAAGCUGGCAUGCGAUGGCAUCAGGACGAACUCCCGGGGCGAGCCGCAGGUCCCGCUGGUGUCAGCCAGACAGGAGAUCCUCACCAGCCUGGUUUCUGCCCUGGACUCAGUGUGCAUGGCGAUGUCUAAGCUCAAUGCUGAGGUGGCGUGCGUCACCGUACACGAGGACAGCGUGAUUGCUGUCGGCACGGACAAGGGCAGAGUGUUCCUCAACUCCAGGAGGGAAAUCCAAACAGACUUCUACAAGUUUUGCCGGGUGCCAUGUCUGCAAAAUUUGACCACAGCAAAUGCCCAUACCAAAGACCAGGACGGCGAUCUCAGCAAACUGAGUAAGGAUGGAGAGCAUGGGAAACCAAGAGCUCCAUCAGACGCUCAGUCCAACAUCUUUGUUCUGAGGAAGAUGGUGGAGGAAGUCUUCACUGUACUUUACAGUGAAGCGGUGGGAAAGAGCAGCCUGGUCCCUGUGCCUUAUGAGUGGAUCCAGAAGGACCCCAGCUGUGUGGUGGCCCACGGUCUGCCUGAGGGAGUCACCCUGAAGAAGCCCUCCGAGUACGACACCAAGACGUUGAUGAAGAUUCUGGAGCAGAGUCACCGAAUCCAGUUCACAGUAAAACGGCCAGCAGAAGAUUUGUCUCGAGAAGCCAAGUCCAGCACCGAUGUCAAUCACAACACUUCCGCCGCCGUCAUGACGCCGAGCAGCCACGGCCCAGGGAAGACUACUGCCCAGGUAGUCACGUCAUCAAGUCCCGCCACUUCCAGCAACUCUGUUCUGUCAAACUUCCUGUACGGCAUGCCCAUGUCCUCCAAACCCCACCCAGAUGGCAAGCUGGACUUCAAACCCAUGUCCCUCCUCAACCUGGGCAAGGACAGACUGGCCAACUGGACCGCGGGGACAGACAAGAACAUGCCUGUCAAGGACUCUGCAAACAAUGAUGAGACGACGAGACUACCUGGUGAGCAAGGCCAGAGCCCCCCUGGCAUCCACAUCUCCAAGAGGCUACUCUUUUCCAUUGUGCAUGAAAAAUCAGAAAAAUGGGACUCGUUCAUUCGGGAAACUGAAGACAUCAACACGCUGAGAGAAUGUGUUCAGAUUUUGUUCAACAGCAGAUACGCUGAGGCCCUGGGUCUAGAUCACAUGGUGCCUGUCCCCUACCGCAAAAUAGCCUGUGAUCCAGGGGCCGUGGAGAUCAUAGGCAUCCCCGACCAGAUCCCCUUCAAGAGACCCUGCACCUACGGAGUUCCCAAGCUCAAACGCAUCCUGGACGAGCGCCACGGAAUUCGCUUCAUAGUCAAACGAAUGUUUGAUGAAAGGAUUUUCACUGCUGCUGGCAAGAUUGCAAGGGAGGAGGGAAAGCAUGACCUGGGCUCCACGCCUGAUGACAGCUUCCCUGACAGUCUGAGCAUCCCGCCCACCGCGGCCGAGCUGGUCAGCAAUCCUCACAGCAGCAGGUCAACAAGUGCGUGUGUGAGUCCGUUGGCUGACUGUGAAGCAGGUCCUUCAGGAGAUUGCAUUCCUUUGAAAAGGAUUAAAACAGAGCCUCCAGAUGGGGAAAUCAUUCAAGUUACAGUGCCAGAUGCUGGUACAAGCGGGGAGGAGCCCAGCGAGUCUGUGGCCGAGCCUGCCGCAGCUGCAGCGUGUCCAGUCGCAGCCUCGCCAUCUGCUCCCCCUGCCCCCGCUGCUCCCACGGCUCCCCAUCACCCGAUGGAAAAUCACACAGCUGAAGCUCUGUCACCCAGCGCGGCCUCCCAGAGCAUCAGAAGAUCCUCUGAAGCGGGGAGUCUGGUGGAGGACAUCGGUGAAAUGAUUCUUCAGCUUCGGAGGCAAGUGGAGAGCCUCUUCAGCAUGAAGUACGCUGAAGCUCUGGGCCUACCUGAACCGGCCAAGGUGCCCUACUCCAAGUUCCAGAUGUACCCAGAGGACCUGUACAUCACGGGGCUGCCAGAGGGAAUCUCCCUGCGAAGGCCCAACUGUUUCGGAGCAGCCAAACUGCGCAAGAUCCUGGCUGCUAGCAGUCAGAUCCAGUUUGUUAUCAAAAGGCCUGAGCUGUUAACUGAGCAAGUAAAACAAGAAAUGCCUUCUAUCCCCGUCUGUGAUUCAGAGCUGGACACCAAGGACACAGCAUCAGUGACAGAGGAUGCUGCAGCUAUAUCCAAGAGACCUGGAUUCUCAGAGUGCCUGGAGUCCAAGCUGUCCAGGAUCGACUUGGCCAACACGCUGCGAGAGCAGGUGCAAGAUCUGUUCAACAGGAAGUAUGGGGAGGCAUUGGGCAUCAAGUACCCCGUGCAAGUGCCUUACAAGAGGAUCAAGAACAACCCGGACUCGGUCAUCAUCGAGGGCCUUCCUCCCGGCAUUCCCUUCAGGAAGCCCUGCACCUUCGGCUCCCAGAACCUGGAGAGGAUCCUGGCAGUCGCUGACAAAAUCAGCUUCACCAUCACCAGACCUUUUCAAGGACUCAUUCCAAAACCAGCACCACGACGAGUCACUUUACUAAAGAAGGCCUACGCCUCGAUAAGUGAUGAUGACGAUAUUAACCGCAUGGGAGAGAAAGUGGUCCUUCGAGAGCAAGUCAAGGAGCUGUUCAACAAGAAAUACGGUGAGGCUCUGGGCUUAGACCGCUCCGUCAUGGUCCCAUACAAGCUAAUCCGUGGCAGUCCAGAGUCUGUAGAAGUCAGUGGCCUUCCAGACGAUAUCCCCUUCCGAAACCCAAACACCUACGACAUCGUGUGCCUGGAGAAAAUCCUUCAAGCCGCAGAUAAAAUAACAUUCAACAUCAAGAGCCAGCUACAGCCUUUUGCAGAAAUCUGCAGCCAGGCUUGUAACACAGUAGGAACGGACGCCUCGACCAAUCGACGAAAGCGCAAGAGAGUCCAGGAGAGCAAUCGAGUACCUGCCUCCCCUGAGCUGGGGAUAUCGACCAAUCAGAUUCCAGUGAUGCAGUGGCCCAUGUACAUGGUCGACUACAGUGGAGUGAAUGUGCAGGUUCCUGGAAAAGUCAAUUACUGAAGGACAAACCUUGUCUGCAGCAAAGGGAUAAAAGGAGAAGGAGUUGUUUCUCACAGUGAUUUUCAUGACUCUUCCACUUGCGACACUAACACGUUGUCAGAGUGCUAAAGCUAAACAAUCUCUCCAGAACGAAUAUAGGGAGCUGAAGGUUUGACUCUGUGAAUGACGUCCCGAGUUCUGAGGAACAACAGAAUGUACGUGGAUCAAAAUGUUGCAGGGCAAAAUCUUGGCUUGUUUUCCAUCUCCUGCCUUUGUCGGCAGGACAGCUGUCAGUUUUUGUUUCCUUCUAAAUCUGAUCAUGACAGUAAUAUUGUCUUUUUUUCUUCAAACAAUAUUACUGUACAAAGCUUAAGAUAUUACAUGUUCUCAUGUUAUUUGCCCUUGCAUUUAUGAAGUGUCCACCCACUGAGUCACGUUGUUGGAUCCAGCAUUUGGUUGCAAUGUAUUACUGACAAAAAAAAAUGUCUUUGAUAGCGAUUUGGUUCCAUAAUAUUCAGAUAUUUGUACUUUUUAUUUAUUAUAUUUAUUGAAAUAUAACAUUAUGUGCAGGGAUGUAAAAUACAUUAUUCUGUUAUACAGCUCCUUGAGGAACUAUCACAACACUAACACAGAUGCUACUAGUCACUCUGUAACUACAGGUAACCACUGAAAUCAAGCUACACAGCAGGAAUGAAGUGUCUUAAUUAGGUGUUGGGGCGACGGCAAGCCAUCAGCAAUGAAAGGAGAUAAAAAUGGACUCGAGAGUUUGCCCGGCAGGUGGAACCGCUGCUCACAGCACCAGGAAGCCACCUGCAGUAAAAACACGACAGACCUUCAGUAAACAGCCUUUUUAUGUUAGCACCACAUUAACAAUAUGUAAAAUAUCUCAUUUAAAGUCAGCCUGAAUGUAUCAUGUAAAGGAAAGAAUGGUAUGUUAUUCUGCGAUGACUGUCUCUGGACUAACGAUAUUUAAUAUGCUGUACCUUAACGCCAAUUAGGCCUUUGAAAUAAAAUGUGUUGC
Toxotes jaculatrix (banded archerfish) is the source of this 4405-nucleotide messenger RNA. It is a transcript of the gene gtf2ird1, whose product is annotated as GTF2I repeat domain containing 1. The record is from RefSeq and is a predicted model, not a curated record. Gene Ontology annotation, cellular component: nucleus. NCBI's taxonomy places the organism in Eukaryota, Metazoa, Chordata, Actinopteri, Toxotidae. Gene Ontology annotation, molecular function: DNA-binding transcription factor activity. Bases 388 to 3405 code for a protein of 1005 amino acids. The transcript has 27 exons.